Tribolium madens (black flour beetle) is the source of this 1785-nucleotide messenger RNA. Its product is annotated as choline transporter-like protein 1. Lineage: Eukaryota; Metazoa; Arthropoda; Insecta; Coleoptera; Tenebrionidae. The coding region runs from base 31 to 1740 and encodes 569 amino acids. The record is from RefSeq and is a predicted model, not a curated record. Gene Ontology annotation, cellular component: membrane. The transcript has 13 exons. Gene Ontology annotation, molecular function: transmembrane transporter activity. Gene Ontology annotation, biological process: transmembrane transport.
UGUCAAGUCUCAACUUUUUAUAUUAACACAAUGAUUGAUAUUGAUAUUCACAAAAUACCACCAAAAACUAUCGCCGAAUUUCGAAACACUACAGAAACUGAAAAUUUUCAAAUUCCGGAAAAGCCCGAAAAUCGCAAAUGUACCGAUAUCGGCUUUUUAAUAUUUCUAAUACAUGUAGUUGUAACCACGAUUAUUUUUGUGGCUUAUAAUAGUACUAUUGGAACGAAUUAUAACCGGUUUUUGAACGGUUAUGAUAAAUGUGGAGACACCUGUGGUAUCUCAAACCGCGCCGUUAAAACCGUUCAAUGUUCGGGAAAAGAUUUAACGAACAAGCCAUUCAUGACAUUUAAAUUCACCGAUCGGAAAAACGACUCAAAAACCAAAAUAGAAAUUUUACCAGACGUUUGCGACAACCGAUGCGAUCCUCCCAACCGACUGAUGUUUCAUCGGUGCAUCCCCGAUGCUGAUCAAGACAGGAAAGCCAACAUUAUUAUAAAUUUUGCCGAAUUUUGCAACGAUCUCAAACUUACUAUAAACACGAUUAUUAUCCCAAUGGCUAUUAUAGGAUUAGUAGUAUCCCUGUGUUUUUUCCUCGGAUUGCGUUACUCGUCAAGAAUUACAGUGUUUGGAGCAGUUGGCAUAACACUCAUCUCUCUUCUUUGUUUCACUUCAUACAUUUGGUACUGGUUUUCAGAAAAUCAAGACAAUACAAAGCUUCUCUACAUUGGAAUCGUAUCAUCAUGUGCGAUUUUUUUCCAAACAAUUUUCAUUUGUUACUUCUACAAUCGAUACUCUAUCAUUAUCAAAAUGUUUAAAGAAACAACACAAACAAUUUUUUCGAUGCCUUCUCUAGUUUUUGUACCUUUGGGAACUUUAGCUUUCCUCACUGUGGUAACCACAAGUAUCGUCUUUCUCGGUGCUUUAAUUAGCACCAAUCACUAUUUAAGGGAAAUCCCAGGCCACCCAUCUGCAUACGAAUACAGAGAUACAAAACUGGCAACAGCUGGGCUAGCAUGUAUUGUAAUUUUUGGAAUUUGGACAUUUGCCUUGGCCAAUGGGUGUCAAUGCAUGAUCGUUGCUGGUGCCAUUUCCACUUAUUAUUUCACAAGAGACAAAUCAACGUUGCAAAAACCAGUUUAUGCAAGUUUUUUCGUCUUGAUGCGAUACCAUCUUGGCACAGUUGCUUUCGGUUCGCUGUGUAUAACAUUUCUUUCAAUCGGACGAUUGUGUUUUGAGUUUAUUUCACAAUACAUUAAACAAGAUUGGUUGAAAAAAAGAAUGAAAGCGUUUGUGUCUCGUAUUGAGGCAACGGUGGAAUAUUUAUCCAAACGGGCGUACAUCCAAACAGCAAUGCAUGGAGAACCACUGUAUUCGAGUGGGAAACGAGCAGCGAGACUUCUUUGGGCUAAUCUAUUGGACACUAUUGUGCCUCAUGUAGUUGGCAAUUUUAUUGUUAUUAGUAUCACAAUUUCUGUGGUAUUAUUAGGAGCACUCUUUGCGAUAAUUGUGUACAAAACGACGGAUUUAAAAGUGAUCUAUUUCUGGACUAUAGUGGCAAUCGGGGCUGGCAUUUCCGGAACUAUAAUCUACUUUUUCGCACAAGUUUUAAAUGUGGCCGUCGAGACCAUAUUUAUAUGUUUUUGUGAAGACAAACUUUUACAUAGUGGAAAUAAUAAUGAGUUUUUUAUGAGCCAAGAGCUGAAGACGUUGAUAGACGAGGCUAAAAAAAUAGCAAAUUGAGAAUGAGAAAAUUUAUAAAGAUAUGUUUUACUUGUAGUUUAUAUA